CACCCGUCACUGAUGAGCAGCCGCCGGCGGAGCUGGAGCUGAUUCAAUGUUCAAACCCGGGGGGACUUGUGCUACGGGAGGUUACUGGAGUGCUGAGUGCCCGGCUCCUCUGCCCAGCGAGAUGCCUUAUUUUGCAAAACUCCUGUUGUUAAUCUUUUGCUUAGUUCUUCUCGUGGAAAGCAGAAAACACAGGAGGAGGAGGUGGACAAACCAGCUGGAGGUGCAGAGGGCAAGUCACAUCUAUAAGAAGAAUCGUGACAUGACCAAAUCCUGGAAGGGAAAGACGGAGCAGCUUCUCAGGGUCGAUGACCAUGACUUCACCAUGCGGCCAGCCUUUGGAGGCCCUGCAAUUCCUGUUGGGGUGGAUGUGCAAGUUGAAAGCUUGGACAGUAUUUCUGAGGUUGACAUGGAUUUCACUAUGACCCUGUACUUAAGGCACUACUGGAAGGAUGAGCGUCUCUCCUUUCCCAGCACCACCAACAAGAGCAUGACCUUUGAUGGCAGGCUGGUGAAGAAGAUCUGGGUUCCAGAUGUCUUCUUUGUGCACUCCAAGCGGUCCUUCAUUCAUGACACCACCACAGAGAACAUCAUGCUGCGAGUGUUCCCCGAUGGUCAUGUCCUCUACAGCAUGAGGAUCACAGUGACAGCAAUGUGCAACAUGGACUUCAGCCGCUUCCCCCUGGACUCCCAGACAUGUUCUCUGGAGCUGGAAAGCUAUGCUUACACUGAUGAAGAUCUGAUGCUGUACUGGAAGAAUGGGAACGAAUCUCUGAAAACUGAUGAAAAGAUUUCUUUGUCUCAGUUUUUGAUACAGAAGUUCCACACUACAUCCAGAUUGGCUUUCUACAGUAGCACAGGUUGGUACAAUCGCCUCUACAUAAGCUUCACUUUACGCCGACACAUCUUCUUCUUCUUGCUCCAAACCUACUUCCCUGCCACCCUCAUGGUCAUGCUGUCCUGGGUGUCCUUCUGGAUCGAUCACCGAGCAGUUCCUGCCAGAGUCUCUUUGGGGAUAACCACUGUGCUGACCAUGUCUACCAUCAUCACUGGGGUGAAUGCCUCCAUGCCUCGUGUUUCCUACAUCAAAGCAGUGGACAUUUACCUGUGGGUCAGUUUUGUGUUUGUCUUCCUCUCCGUACUGGAAUACGCAGCAGUGAAUUACCUGACUACGGUGCAGGAGCGGAAGGAGAGGAAACUUCAGGAGAGGUUUCCAUGUACGUGUGGAAUACCUCACUCGAAAACUAUGAUGCUGGAUGGAAACUACAGUGAAGCUGAUGCCAACAGCCUGGCAGGGUAUACGAGGAACCAGAUGGUCCCAGAGGAAGAAAAACAAGAAAAGAUGGUUGUGCACUUAGCUCUGAGCAACGAAUCUAAUUCAUCAAGGAGGAGAGGCCUGAAGGGCCACGUGGGCUUGCGCAUCAUCCAGAACAGCCAUGCAAUUGAUAAAUACUCAAGAUUCAUAUUUCCAGGCACCUAUAUAUUUUUUAAUCUGAUAUAUUGGUCUGUUUUUAGCUAAGCAUGCUGGCACAGCAGUGACCGAAGCAGAAGACUUAUACAAAACUCUCUUGUUAGUUCUUUUUCAGCCUAAGCUGGAUUCAAAGCCAGACAACUGAUUAUUUAUUGCUUCUUUGCGGGGCAAAGGGGGAGGACACAUCUUCAAGGGACAACUCUAUCCAGAGGCAUCAUGGUGGAAGAACCUGCUGUGCUAGUUGCUUUCCAGCUCGUGCCCCAGCUCCCAUUGGCUUUAUGAUGCAUGCUGUUUCUUGUACUUGAAAAAAUGGUCUCACCAUUUACCCAGAAGGUGCUGUAUGUUCAUUUGAGGCAGACCACGCUGGUGGGGGCUGCUGUGCAAUGGACAAUCAGAGACAGAGGGCACAUGGGCUGUCAGAGAUCAGACAACUGCAACUUGCAAGGGGAGGUCUGGACAAUGCAUCUCCUAGAUGGGAUGAGGCCUUUUAUUUUCAAAAUCUCUGCUUUUGAGCAAAUCCUUUUUCUUUGGUAUAUGAGCAUCAUGUUUGUUUCCAUUAGUUUAUGAAGACCUCAUUUUAGGGUCCUGGCUGCACCAGGGGAGGUUUA
Messenger RNA from Dryobates pubescens (Downy woodpecker), 2076 nucleotides. It is a transcript of the gene GABRR2, whose product is annotated as gamma-aminobutyric acid type A receptor subunit rho2. Gene Ontology annotation, cellular component: neuron projection; membrane; GABA-A receptor complex. Gene Ontology annotation, biological process: nervous system process; monoatomic ion transmembrane transport; signal transduction. Lineage: Eukaryota; Metazoa; Chordata; Aves; Piciformes; Picidae. Bases 47 to 1516 code for a protein of 489 amino acids. The transcript is spliced from 9 exons. The record is from RefSeq and is a predicted model, not a curated record. Gene Ontology annotation, molecular function: neurotransmitter receptor activity; GABA-A receptor activity; extracellular ligand-gated monoatomic ion channel activity.